Messenger RNA from Aspergillus versicolor CBS 583.65, 1203 nucleotides. RefSeq lists its product as uncharacterized. Bases 1 to 1203 code for a protein of 400 amino acids. Gene Ontology annotation, molecular function: oxidoreductase activity; FMN binding. NCBI's taxonomy places the organism in Eukaryota, Fungi, Ascomycota, Eurotiomycetes, Eurotiales, Aspergillaceae. The record is from RefSeq and is a predicted model, not a curated record. The transcript is spliced from 2 exons.
AUGCAAACAAACCCCACAACCUACGCAGCACACACCUUCGAAGCAGGCCUCCACGACCAAAAACCGUCAAUAACAUUCCAAUCCGAGAAAUGGGAAUCCCUAGCCGAAAAGGCUCUACCGGCAACAAGCUUCGCAUACGUCUGGGGGUCCGCGGGGCGGCGCGAAACCGACGAGCGCAACCGCACCGCAUUCAAGAAAUGGGCUAUCCUGCCGUCUCGACUCAUUGAGACGAACCGGCUGCCGAAUCUCAAGACGACCCUCUUUGGACAGACAUAUGAUUACCCCGUCGCGAUGGCGCCGGUGGGCGUGCAGAAGAUUUUCCACCCGGAAGGGGAGCUGGCGGCGGCGCUCGCCGCUGAGGAGGAAGGGGUUACGUAUAUCGUGAGCACGGCGUCGGCGACGAGUAUGGAGGAUAUCGCCGCGGUGAGGGAGGAUGGCGAAUGGUAUCAGCUGUACUGGCCGUCGAAUGAGCAUCCCGAGAUCACGGCGAGCCUGGUAACGAGGGCGAAGAAGGCCGGAUACAAGGUACUUGUUGUGACUCUGGAUACUUACAUGCUGGGCUGGCGGCCGAGUGAUCUGGAUAAUGGGUAUAAUCCGUUCAUCCGGAAGGACAAUAUCGGCGUGGAGAUGGGCUUCUCGGACCCGGCGUACCGGGAGCACUUCAAGAAGAAGUACGGCAAGGAGAUUGAGGAGGAUAUGAGCACUGCCGCUGCAGAGUGGGUGCAUAUCGUCUUCCCUGGGUCGAACCAUUCGUGGAAUGAUAUCCGGCACUUGCAGGAGCUGUGGGAUGGCCCGAUUGUGCUGAAGGGUAUCCAGACCGUGGCCGACGCGAAGAAGUGUGUCGAGUAUGGAGUACAGGGGAUAGUUGUUUCCAACCACGGCGGACGCCAGCAGGAUGGAGGCAUUGGAUCAUUGGAUGUAUUGCCGGAGAUUGUCGAUGCGGUUGGGGAUGAUCUUGAGAUUAUAUUCGACUCUGGCAUCCGUGGUGGAGCUGAUAUCGUCAAGGCAUUGGCACUGGGCGCAAAGAUGGUCCUCCUAGGCAGGCCAUAUAUAUACGGACUGUCCAUCGGAGGCAAGCCAGGAGUAGGACAUGUCUUGCGCUCCAUCCUAGGGGACUUAUCCUUGACGCUACAUCUUUCUGGGAUCACCGAUAUCAAGAAGGAAAACUUAAACCGGUCAGUCCUGCGGCGGAUUGACUGUUAA